UCACGCCCGGGGGCGGGGCUUCCCCGCCGCUUCCGGUGCCGCGGGAGGAGGCGGCCGCGCGGCUCCAUGGUGACGGCGCAGGCACAAUACUUCCCUUUUUGGGGUCACUCUGGAACUCCAUUUCUCUGCCUGUCCCUCACUGCCCUGCAGUAGCUGUAACACUGGGGGAUGAUCUGCUGGAAGUUGCUGUGAACAGAGGGAAGGUCCCAGGGCAGGUGCAGGUUUCUGGCUGGGGAUCACUGGUCAGGUGCCACCAGCCCCGGAGCUGCUGCCAUGUCCAAGUCCAAGAGCUCGGAGUCGGUGCGGGUCGUGGUGCGGUGCCGGCCCAUGAACAGCAAAGAGAAAACCGCAGCCUAUGAGAAGGUUGUGAGCGUGGAUGUCAAACUGGGACAGGUCUCUGUGAGGAACCCCCGGGGCACCUCGCACGAGCUGCCCAAAACCUUCACCUUCGAUGCUGUCUACGACUGGAAUUCCAAGCAGGUGGAGCUCUACGAUGAGACCUUCAGGCCCCUGGUGGAUUCUGUCCUGCAGGGCUUCAACGGGACCAUCUUUGCCUACGGGCAGACGGGGACGGGGAAGACGUUCACCAUGGAAGGGGUGCGUGGUGACCCCGAGAAGAGAGGGGUCAUCCCCAACUCCUUCGACCACAUCUUCACCCACAUCUCUAGGUCCCAAAACCAGCAGUACCUCGUUAGAGCCUCCUACCUGGAAAUCUACCAGGAGGAAAUCAGAGACUUGUUGUCCAAGGACCAGUCCAAGAGGCUGGAGCUGAAGGAGAGGCCGGACACGGGGGUGUACGUGAAGGAUCUCUCCUCCUUUGUCACCAAAAGCGUCAAAGAGAUCGAGCACGUGAUGAACGUGGGGAACCAGAACCGCUCCGUGGGUGCCACCAACAUGAACGAGCACAGCUCCCGCUCCCACGCCAUCUUUGUGAUCACUAUUGAGUGCAGUGAGCUGGGGCUGGACGGGGAGAACCACAUCCGGGUGGGAAAACUCAACCUGGUGGACCUGGCGGGCAGCGAGCGCCAGGCCAAGACCGGGGCCCAGGGGGAGAGGCUGAAGGAGGCCACCAAGAUCAACCUCUCCCUCUCAGCUCUGGGCAACGUCAUCUCUGCCCUGGUGGAUGGGAAGAGCACACACAUCCCAUACAGGGACUCCAAGCUCACUCGGUUACUUCAGGACUCGUUAGGUGGCAACGCCAAAACCGUGAUGGUGGCCAACAUUGGCCCUGCCUCCUACAACGUGGAGGAGACGCUGACGACGCUGAGGUACGCCAACAGGGCCAAGAACAUCAAGAACAAACCACGGGUGAACGAGGACCCCAAGGAUGCUCUGCUGAGGGAGUUCCAGGAGGAGAUUGCUCGACUGAAGGCACAGCUGGAGAAGCGGUCUAUUGGGAAGAGAAAGAGGAGGGAAAGGAGGAGAGAUGGUGGGGAAGAGGAGGAGGACACUGAGGAGGGUGAGGAUGAAGGAGAUGACAAAGAUGACUACUGGAGGGAGCAGCAGGAAAAGCUGGAGAUUGAAAAGAAAGCAAUAGUUGAGGAUCACAGCUUGGUAGCAGAGGAAAAGAUGAGACUGCUGAAGGAGAAGGAGAAGAAAAUGGAGGACCUGAGGCGAGAGAAGGAAGCGACAGAAAUGCUGAGUGCCAAAAUCAAGGCAAUGGAAAGCAAACUGCUGGUGGGAGGGAAGAACAUCGUGGAUCACACCAAUGAACAGCAGAAAAUCCUGGAACAGAAACGUCAGGAAAUUGCAGAACAGAAACGUCGGGAGCGAGAGAUCCAGCAGCAGAUGGAAAGCAGGGAUGAGGAGACCCUGGAGCUGAAGGAGACCUAUAGUUCCCUUCAGCAAGAGGUGGACAUAAAGACCAAGAAACUCAAAAAGUUAUUUUCCAAGCUGCAAGCUGUGAAGGCAGAGAUCCAUGAUCUCCAAGAAGAACACAUCAAGGAACGCCAGGAACUGGAACAGACCCAGAAUGAACUUACCAGGGAGCUGAAGCUGAAGCACCUGAUUAUUGAGAAUUUUAUUCCCUUGGAAGAAAAGAAUAAGAUCAUGAACAGAUCAUUCUUUGAUGAAGAGGAGGACCAAUGGAAACUGCACCCCAUAACCCGUCUGGACACCCAGCAGAUGAUGAAGAGGCCAGUGUCUGCUGUGGGCUACAAGAGGCCCCUGAGCCAGCAUGCCAGGACCUCCAUGCUGAACCGGCCCGAGGCUCGGUACCGGGCAGAGAACAUCGUGCUGCUGGAGCUGGACAUGCCCAGCAGGACAACGAGGGACUACGAGGGCCCUGCCAUUGCUCCCAAGGUGCAGGCAGCUCUGGAGGCAGCUCUGCAGGAUGAGGAUGAGAUACAGGUGGAUGCUUCAACCUUUGAGAGCACUUCAAAUAAAAAAGCCAAACCCAGGCCUAAAACUGGAAGGAAAUCAGGGGGAUCCUCUUCAGCAGGCACCCAUAGUUCUCAGCUCUACCCACAGUCCCGAGGGCUGGUUCCAAAAUAAACCCAGCAGCUCCUCCCCAGGGCACCACCAGCCUUUGCCUUCUGAGAGCAGACACACGUGGGACCCUCAGAGAGCCCCUGUCCCUGGACGUGGCCUCUCUGCUCCUUAACUGACUUGUGCCAGUCCAGGUGCACUGAGCCACAGGAAGAUCCCUGCCUGCAACUCAGUGUUUGGCUUCUGUGGGAAACAGAUUUUAGUUAGGAAAUCAGAAAUGCAUGAGGUACGUUCAAGUGUAUUAGAAGCAAUGGGAAGCAUGGGGAUCACCUCACAGCAUCACUCCUCCUGCACUGGGCUCUUUGGCUGUUGGGCAGCAAGAAGAUGGAGCUGAAAGUCAUCUCAACUGAAACACCACUCCAGAGCUCUGCAGUGACAAGUGACAAAAGCAGUGGAUGUGUUCAGACUUGACUAGGUGCAUAGGUUUUCCUCUGGCAUUUCCUUCCUGGCAUCAGCACUGGGGGCCAAGGAGCUGCUCUGGCAGGCAGGAUGGCUCUGGGCAGCAAGUGCUCACCAACAGGCAGCUGUGCCUCCCCUAGAGCUGCAGGGUGGAAAAAAUGGGGUCCUGAGAGCAACUUUGUGCUCUCCAGAAAGGAAUCAACAGCAACUGGAGUCCUCUCCUUGUUUACAGGUUUAGGUAAGAGCUCCUCAGCCCUGCCAGCAGGAACCACUGUGUCACAGAACACCUCUGCCUGGCCUGCCAGCUCCACUGCCUCCUUCCUCUCUCUCACCUCUCUCUCUACCCCUGGCAUUUCAAACCAGCACCCAGGCACAGGCUGUCAACCCUGGGCUGAGCUCUGGCCAUGCCCUCAGGUCUCCCAUGGGGAAUGUGGCACAGGCUGGGAGCUCUCCUGCCCUCCCUGGGGGCUGGCAGCCCCCCAGCACCCCCUCCUCCUGAGCACACUGGGGGGGUUCAGUGUCCCCACCUCUUGUGCCUCACUUGUCCCACUUCAGCUUUCCCUUUGCACCUCCCAGCCUGUGCAGAUGCCCCUGGGAGUCACAGCACACGGAACCCAGCCUGGGAAAUGGGAUCUGGUGUUAAUUCCGGGGGUUUUCCUUUGACAACAAGAGAGGAAGAACUGUUUUCCUGAGAGUCUCUUUGCAAAGCUGCCCUGUGACUCCAGCAGGCUCCUGUGGCAGGUGAGGGGGCUGGAGCUGCCAUGCCAAGGACAGUCUGGUGUCCCUGUCCCCUGUGGCACAGCUCGGCUGUGUCAGGUCACUGUGUGGGGCCUGGGGCUGUUCCUGUCUCCUGUUGCUGUUGGUUGUUGUCCCAUCAAGGGUGUCACCCGUUCCCCUCACCCCCUCCAGACUGACACUGGGACUGGGGGAGGACACUGAUGUGUGAACACUGCCUGUGCUCUCACCUUGUGUUGGCUGAGUGACGUCACCAGGGCUGCAGUGACAUCACCAGGACUGCAGUGACGUCACCCAGGCUGAAGUGACAUCACCCAGGCUGCAGUGACGUCACCAGGGCUGCAGUGACAUCACCCAGGCUGCAGUGACGUCACCAGGGCUGCAGUGACGUCACCAGGGCUGCAGUGACAUCACCAGGACUGCAGUGACGUCACCAGGACUGCAGUGACGUCACCCGGACUGCAGUGACGUCACCAGGGCUGCAGUGAUGUCAUCAGCACAGCUCACCUCUGCAUCCUGCUGGCAUGGUGCCUGGGGUUCUGGCUGGGCUGCGGGGUCCAUGGAGCACAAGGUGAAGCUCUGUGCAGACACAGCUCUGGUUUGGGGUAAGAACAAGGAGUUUGAGGACAAGGGAGGGAGCAGGUGCCAAGCUCUGCACCUGCCCAGGUGUGAUCCUGUUCCUGAAGCACUGCUGGGAGCCUUGGAGCUGGCUCUUGCUGCAUAAUACCACGUCACCUCCUCUUCCCUCCCAUCCCUCUGUCUCUAGCACAUCAUCCUCUCCACUCGGACAUUCUGAAAGGUGACUGCAUGGUGUAAGGACCCGGAGAGUUGUGGGGCUGCAAAACCUGACAUGGGAACAAAAUCCAUAGCUAAGCACCUCUGUGUACACCCAGGACACACUGUGGCUGCUCCUGCACACACCUCCCCAGCUGCUGCUGCUCCAUAGGGAAUUUUAUUCAGUUAAUCUGCUGGGAACUCCCCCGUGGCAGGACUGGUGCAGUGGAGAUGGCCCUGCAACCCCCAACUGUUCUGUUUUAGUGUUGAUAAGCUAGCUGGUGAAUCUGUCAGAAAGGCUCUGCUUUUAAUUCUGUAGAAGUUCAUUAGCAAGGUGAAAGAAAUUCACUAGGGUUGGAAAAA
Molecule: messenger RNA, 4758 nt
Organism: Calypte anna (Anna's hummingbird)
Lineage: Eukaryota; Metazoa; Chordata; Aves; Apodiformes; Trochilidae
Gene: KIF3B
Product: kinesin family member 3B
Exons: 10
Coding region: 274-2493 (739 amino acids)
Biological process (GO): microtubule-based movement
Molecular function (GO): microtubule motor activity; ATP binding; microtubule binding
Source: RefSeq, a predicted model, not a curated record